CAAAAUGCUUCGACUUGGUUUCGUCCUGUUUAUGAUCGUUUUCGUUAGUCAUUGUUCAUCACUUAGUUUGAAUCAUGGCACACUUAUAGAGAGAUUGAAAAGAUCGCCAUAUUACUGUGAUCCAGCGCCAGCUCCGCCUCCACCACCGCCACCUCAUCGACCUUAUUGGCCACCACCACCGCCACCACCUCCACCACCACCACCACCUGUACCGCGACUAUACUGGCCACCUCCGCCACCACCACCGCCACCACCGUUCCGACAUCAUCACCACCACCGUCACUACGAACCGAGUGGUCCAGAAGGACCAAGACCCUCGUACCAACAAUACACCGACGGACAAAAUGAAUCCCCUAAAGAACCUUGUGAUACUUGUGAAGGAAAAAAUUCAGCGGUCAGCAAUGCAAAAAGUGUUAGCGGAGACGCUAUAGCCAUCUCAAUUUCAAGAACAAAAGCAUAAAUAGCACUUUUGUCAAGGGACAUGAAACAUGUUUCGAAAAGUUAUAUAAUAUGCAAUUUCAAAUAAAA
Molecule: messenger RNA, 528 nt
Organism: Vanessa atalanta (red admiral)
Lineage: Eukaryota; Metazoa; Arthropoda; Insecta; Lepidoptera; Nymphalidae
Product: leucine-rich repeat extensin-like protein 6
Exons: 2
Coding region: 5-460 (151 amino acids)
Source: RefSeq, a predicted model, not a curated record